This is a messenger RNA of Mytilus trossulus (common blue mussel), 1955 nucleotides long. Its product is annotated as actin-binding protein IPP-like. Gene Ontology annotation, molecular function: protein binding. The record is from RefSeq and is a predicted model, not a curated record. The transcript is spliced from 7 exons. The coding region runs from base 80 to 1834 and encodes 584 amino acids. NCBI's taxonomy places the organism in Eukaryota, Metazoa, Mollusca, Bivalvia, Mytilida, Mytilidae.
UUCUCUAUUGCUAAGACGUGACAGACGUGUACAGUAUAAUGAUCUGACUGUGCUGUUUUGGAAUAUAUACACCAAUGUUAUGUGGUACAAAGAAACAAUGGAAGAUGAAAUUGGUGAAAAAAUAGAGACCAGAGAUGUCAGAUUAGAAUAUGAAGCUUACAGAAAAGAAUUCUCCAAAAAACUACACCAGUUAAGAUCUAAUGACGAAUUUUGUGAUAUCGAUAUUCAAGUUGGCAGUCAGACAUUUCGAGCACAUAAAAUCAUUUUGGCUGCCGGGAGUUCUUAUUUCAGUGCUAUGUUCUGUAGUGGUAUGAUGGAAGACCAUGCUGAUGUUGUCACACUUUACGACAUUGAUCCUAAAAUAUUUUCUGUUUUACUAGAUUUCAUAUAUCUUGGAGAAAUAGAUGUCACAGAAGAGAACUGCCAAGAUCUGAUGUAUGUAGCAGACAUGAUUGAUUUACUUCCUGUUGUUACAGCAUGUGUGACCUUCUUGAAGGACAAUAUACAGCCAUACAAUUGUAUAGGAAUUCACAGAUGUGCAGACACACCAAAUCUUCAAGAACUUAGAUUAUUUGCUGAAGAUUACGUAGAGACAAAUUUUAACAAAGUCACAAAAGAAGAAGAAUUUUUAGAACUCCCAUCGACCGAAGUGAUAACUUGGCUUGAACGUGAAACUAUAAAUAUCAUUAGUGAAGUUGAAGUAUUAGAUGCAGCAUUAUAUUGGACAGAACAAAAUAUUGACGACAGACUUACGAUUUUACCAACAUUAUUAGACUAUGUUCGGUUCCCGGUUCUAAACCACAGUCAAAUGCAGGAAUUGUUUAGUAAACAUGUAAAAAGUAGAAUGGUGGUAUCAGCCGUUAGAACUUAUCUAAGAACUUGUGAUAUUUUGUCAAAUGAUAUUCGUUCAUUUCCAAGAAAAUCCUCCAACAGAAGUAUUUAUGUAAUAGGUGGAUUUAAUCGUUCUAAGAAUGGAAGAUGGAGUGAUGCUAUAUCAUUAAAAACUGUAGUAAAAUACGACACAUUCCAAAAACAAUGGGAACAUGUUCCUGGUAUUUCUUGUCCACGUAGCAAACAUGCUGCUGUGUCAUUAAACAGGAAAAUAUAUGUAGUAGGAGGGGAGGAUGAUUUGUUGAUGUAUAACAAUCUGGAAAUAUAUAAUCUACAAACCGGAAAAUGGACGGAGGGACCAUCAAUGAGUGUUCCACGGUCAGGAUUUGGUCUAUGUGCCUGUGAUGGGAAGAUUUAUGCCUUUGGAGGGUGGGUAGGAAGUGUUUUAGGGGAUAAUGUAGAAGUAUAUGAUCAGAAUAUAGGAAGCUGGAUCACAGACUCAGUAAUUCCACACCCUAAAUUUGCAUGUGGAGUUGUGGAAAUGGAUGGCAUGAUUUAUAUAGUUGGUGGAACUGAGACGGAAAGUUCAACAGAAAUGUUCACCUGUGAUGGCUUUAAUCCUGUAACAAAGGAAUGGACAGAACCACAGAAUAUGAAUGUUAGACGUUCAGAUUUAGCACUUGUGGCUCUAGAUGGCUAUAUUUAUGCUGUCGGAGGAUAUAAUGAACAUGACCGAGAACUGAACACUGUAGAGAGGUAUUCACCUGAGGAGAAUACAUGGACUAUGAUUUCACCAAUGUCAGAAAGAAGAACAGCACCAAGUGCUGUUGGCUUAAAUGGACAAUUAUAUGUAAUAGGGGGUAGUAAACGAUUGGUGGAUAACCCAUAUACUGCUCCUGUUACACUAGAAUCUGUAGAAUGUUAUGAUCCACUAACUGAUCUAUGGACAGAGUUACCUCCCUUACCUAUAGGCAGAAGUGAAGCUGCUGCUGUAGUUUUAUAAAAAAUAAUUUAUUUGAAAUAUUUCUCUGUGACAUUAAAUGUACUUAUUUAUAUUUAUUUAUUUUUUGAGAAUUUUUAUCUUCAGAGUGAAAAACAAACUGUCUAAGACUGUAAUGUGAGUC